This is a messenger RNA of Lemur catta (Ring-tailed lemur), 2307 nucleotides long. RefSeq names its product tachykinin receptor 3 (gene TACR3). The transcript is spliced from 6 exons. Gene Ontology annotation, biological process: positive regulation of flagellated sperm motility; G protein-coupled receptor signaling pathway. Gene Ontology annotation, molecular function: tachykinin receptor activity. Gene Ontology annotation, cellular component: sperm midpiece; plasma membrane. The coding region runs from base 1 to 2307 and encodes 768 amino acids. The record is from RefSeq and is a predicted model, not a curated record. Lineage: Eukaryota; Metazoa; Chordata; Mammalia; Primates; Lemuridae.
AUGACAUUCCCAAACCCGGUGGCAGCCACGUGGGCCGCCACCCGCAGCAGGCGCCAGGCACGCGCACUGCCCGGACAAUCACCGGGGACCCUGCCUUUGCCUCUCGGGCGAGAGAUGUCAGCGGCAAAGAAUGACACCGUCAGUGAGAGCGGGAACCGCGGUAAAACGUCCCGACGUGGAAAGAGGGAAAACCGACUUGGGGCGGGCCACCCCGGCCCGCGAGGGGUCGCCAGCCUCGCUGUCCCCGCGACGUCACCCGGCCGGGCUCCGGAGGCGACAAAGCGCGCCCGCAGGGCCACCCCGCCCGCGAGGGGUCGCCGGCCCCGCCGUCCCCGCGACGUCACCCAGCCGGGCUCCGGAGGCGACAAAGCGCGCCCGCAGGGCCACCCCGCCCGCGAGGGGUCGCCGGCCCCGCCGUCCCCGCGACGUCACCCGGCCGGGCUCCGGAGGCGACAAAGCGCGCCCGCAGGGCCACCCCGCCCGCGAGGGGUCGCCAGCCCCGCCGUCCCCGCGACGUCACCCGGCCGGGCUCCCGGAGACGACAAAGCGCGCCCGCAGGGCCACCCCGCCCGCGAGGGGUCUGUCCCCGCGACGUCACCCAGCCGGGCUCCCGGAGACGACAAAGCGCGCCCGCAGGGCCACCCCGCCCGCGAGGGGUCGCCGGCCCCGCCGUCCCCGCGACGUCACCCAGCCGGGUUCACCCAGCCGGGUUCCCGGAGACGACAAAGAGCGCCCGCAGGGCCACCCCGCCCGCGAGGGGUCGCCAGCCCCGCCGUCCCCGCGACGUCACCCAGCCGGGCUCCCGGAGACGACACCGCCCCCGCGGCGCAGGCUCCGCUGUCCUCCAGCCGGCGCGGACGUGCGACCCCUUGGGCCCCGCCCCUGGUCUGUCCCCCCCGGACCGUCCGGCUCUCCCGGGCGCGAGUGCGGCUCUCGGAGCCCGUGGCCGGCGCGGUCCCGCCCCGCAGACCCCCGGGCAUGGCCGCUCGGGCCGCAGCCGGCAACGCGACCCCCGGCGACGCGGGCGCGCAGAACCUGAGCGCGGCGCUCGCGGCCGGGGCCGUGGGGACCGUGGGGGCCGUGGGGGCCGAGUGGCUGGAGCUGCUGGCGGCGGCCGGCGACCUGUCCCCCUCGUCCCCGUCCCCGCGCUCCGGGUCCCCCGCGCCGCCGCCGCCCGACCCCGCCAGCCAGUUCGUGCAGCCGUCCUGGCGCGUCGCGCUCUGGUCGCUGGCCUACGGCGCGGUGGUGGCCGUGGCCGUGCUCGGGAACCUCACGGUCAUCUGGAUCGUGCUGGCCCACAAGCGCAUGAGGACCGUCACCAACUACUUCCUCGUGAACCUGGCCUUCUCCGACGCCUCGGUGGCCGCGCUCAACACGCCCGUCAACUUCGUCUACGCCCUGCACGGCGAGUGGUACUUCGGCGCCGGCUUCUGCCGCUUCCAGAACUUCUUCCCCAUCUCGGCCGUGUUCGCCAGCAUCUGCUCCAUGACGGCCAUCGCGGUGCACAGGUAUAUGGCCAUUAUUGAUCCUUUGAAACCCAGACUCUCUGCCACGGCUACCAAGAUUGUCAUUGGAAGCAUCUGGAUCCUAGCAUUUCUACUCGCCUUCCCUCAGUGUCUUUACUCCAAAACCAAAGUCAUGCCAGGCCGUACUCUUUGCUAUGUGCAAUGGCCAGAAGGUCCCAAACAACAUUUUACGUACCACAUGGCGGUCAUCGUGCUGGUGUACUGCUUCCCACUGCUCGUCAUGGGAGUCACGUACACAGUCGUCGGAGUCACUCUCUGGGGAGGAGAGAUCCCAGGAGACACCUGUAACAAGUACCGCGAGCAGCUCAAAGCCAAAAGAAAGGUUGUAAAAAUGAUGAUUAUUGUUGUGAUGACAUUUGCCAUCUGCUGGCUGCCCUAUCACAUUUACUUUAUCCUCACCGCGAUCUACCAACAGCUGAACAGGUGGAAAUACAUCCAGCAGGUCUACCUGGCCAGCUUUUGGCUGGCCAUGAGCUCGACCAUGUACAACCCCAUCAUCUACUGCUGUCUGAACAAGAGGUUCCGAGCCGGCUUCAAGAGGGCGUUUCGCUGGUGUCCCCUCGUCAGGGUCUCCCGCUGCGACGACCUGGAGCUCGGGGCCGCCCGGCUCCGCCCCGCGCGGCACAGCAGCCUGUACGCGGUGACCAGGCUGGAGUCCGUGACGGCGGCGCUCGGCCCCGGCCACGCAGGCCACGCAGGCGACGCCCGUCCGGUCGGGAUCGGAGAGCGGCGCCGGGAGCCCGCGGGGCCAGACGGUCUCACUUGGCAACCCGCUCCCUGA